UGGCAUAAAAAAACUGCCUCCGAGGUAACCCUACAUUCCAUGACGGGUAUAAAAGGGCCCGCCCGCCUCAGUGCAACCAUCCGUUGCUCACUCUCUCCUCAGCCAACACACACGCACGGCGCCUCCUCCUCCGCAGCCAUGAAGUUCAUCAUCCUCGCCUGUCUGGCCGCCGUUGCCGUCGCCGCCCCCCAGCUGGCGGACCAGCCCCCCAUUCGCAUCGUGAACGACGAACGUGUUGACAACGGUGACGGCACCUUCAGCUACCGAUUCGAGACCGAGAACGGGAUCGCCACCAACGUGGACGGCCAGAUCGGCUCCGUGGGCCAGAGCAACAUGGCCGGCUCCUACAGGUACACCCUCGAUGACGGCUCCGUCGUUGAGGUCACCUUUGUCGCCGACGAGAACGGUUAUCGCGCCGAGUCCCCAGUCAUCCCCGCCCAGCCCGCCCACGUCGCCGAGCUUCUCCGCAUCGCCGAGGAGCAGCGCGCCUCAGGCAUCCAGUUCGAUGAGCAAGGCAGACGCCUUUAAGUAGACCAGCCACUGACGAACACGUCUCUCCGCCACUGAGGGGACUCGUGUGUAAAGCAACGGACGCUCAACAAACAUUAUGAAUGGCUGCACACACACACACACACACACACACACACACACACACACACACACACAAUCAGGACUGAUCAGGAACUAAUUGAUUAAAAUAGCUCCUGUAUCUGUCUACUGUAUUUAGUCAAAUAUACUUGUUAAUAAAAGAUGCUGUGAAAA
Molecule: messenger RNA, 762 nt
Organism: Eriocheir sinensis (Chinese mitten crab)
Lineage: Eukaryota; Metazoa; Arthropoda; Malacostraca; Decapoda; Varunidae
Product: cuticle protein AM1159-like
Exons: 3
Coding region: 40-528 (162 amino acids)
Cellular component (GO): chitin-based extracellular matrix
Molecular function (GO): structural constituent of chitin-based larval cuticle
Source: RefSeq, a predicted model, not a curated record